This is a messenger RNA of Anthonomus grandis grandis, 2265 nucleotides long. RefSeq names its product probable E3 ubiquitin-protein ligase MGRN1 (gene Mrgn1). The record is from RefSeq and is a predicted model, not a curated record. Lineage: Eukaryota; Metazoa; Arthropoda; Insecta; Coleoptera; Curculionidae. The transcript has 10 exons. Gene Ontology annotation, biological process: protein ubiquitination. Gene Ontology annotation, cellular component: cytoplasm. Gene Ontology annotation, molecular function: ubiquitin protein ligase activity. The coding region runs from base 159 to 2027 and encodes 622 amino acids.
AAAUCAGCUGAUUGUUAUCUUCUAAAUAUUUUUAUUAUUAUAUUAUAUUUGGUUUAUUCAGCUGAUAAACCACUUUUUAAUCGCAAUUAUUUCGUUAAUAAUUGCAAAACAUGCCCCUUAUUUAAAUACCAUUGGAAAACACUUAAUUUAUUGCCAUAAUGGGGGCCCUACUUUCAACCAGGCAAAGAAAUGGGGUUGAAGAAGUCGAUGUGGUCACAAAUCAUGCUUACAAAUAUCCCCCCAGAUCAGGUAACUAUUUUGGAAGCCAUUUCAUAAUGGGCGGAGAAAGGUUUGAUACUCCUCAGCCAGAGUCUUACCUCUUUGGCGAAAACUCCGAUUUAAAUUUCUUAGGAAGUCGUCCUACCCCCUUUCCUUAUCCACCUCCGCAGCCAAAUGAACCCACCAAAACACUAAAAUGCCUUGUGAACAUAAGAAAGGAAUCUUUGAGAUUCGUCAGGGCUUCCAGUGAGAUUAAUAAACUCGAAAAUGGAAAAGGUGAUAGUGCCGAUGUGGAAUUGGGUACAAACUCCUCAUUUAAUAUUGAGUUUACUUUUGAUUGUGAUGUCCGAUGUGCCAUUACUGUACAUUAUUUUUGUACCGAGGAGAUUACCGCUAGUGGGGUCCUAUACACCCCUAAGGACCCAUCGUUAUCAUCAGAAACUUUCCGCUAUAAAAAAGGAGCAAACCAGCAGUUUUGUCAGCCCACCCAUUUGUUUAAUCCUGCAAAAUUUUCUGAGGAGGACCUGCAGUAUGAUGUUGAUAAGGAAAUUAUUCCCAUGGUCAUUCAGUGUACUGUAGACGAAGGACCUGAAGAUCUGAGACAGUCGCACGCAACUAUUGCCACAGUGGAAAAAAUCGCCGACGGAAUUUACCUUUUAAAGGCCCUAAAGCAAAAACUGUGGGUGGACGGACUCUGCUACUUGCUCCAAGAGAUUUAUGGCAUAGAGAACAAAAAUAGUGACAAAGCGACAUCGGACGAGGAAACCGAAGACAACGGAUCAGAAUGUGUGAUUUGCAUGUGUGACGUGCGAGACACCUUGAUCCUGCCCUGCAAACACUUGUGUCUCUGUAACUCGUGCGCGGACUCCCUGAGGUAUCAGGCGAACAAUUGCCCCAUUUGCAGGGCCCCCUUUAGGGCUCUGCUACAAAUAAGGGCUUUACAGAAGAGCGCCAGCACCGGUUUGGCCCCAAUCAGCCAGCCCGACGCUAGCUGCGAGAAUAUUCCUCCCGGAUACGAGGCUGUUUCCCUCAUAGAAGCCCUAAAUGGGCCCUGCCAGCCCCGACAGCCGCCCUCAGCUGUUCCAGAUCUAGUUGAAUCUCCCGAGAACGAGCACGCGAUCCAAGCGGCUUUAGUCCUAAAUCGACAGUCGCCUAAUAAGAUCAGGAGUCAGCCCAGUACACCGGAAUAUGGGGGAAAAUCUGUGGUGACGGUACUAACGAACCGAUCAGAUGAAGAUGGUACCAAGGAAACGCAGCACUGCCCUUUGUUGAAGGACCAAAGGGAAGUGAUAGUCAGAAGUAGACAGCAGAGGCAAAAAGAUUCGGUUAAAAUGGUGAACGAGCGAGACAAGGAUGAGCACAUCGACGAGGACAGCGAAGCUGAAAAGUUGUCUCCGCUUCUGCUUAAGAAGCGCGAAAGUGUUUCCCGAUCCGGUAAUCUCGCUCUGCACAUGGAUGACGUUAUCGACCACAUAGACGAUCACGAGGACGACUUGGAGAUUAAGUCCGAGAAGAAGGGCGGAAAUGGUAAAGAGAAGGAUGGAAAAUAUGAACGCGGUGACGAUUCCGAUUACUACACCCCGGACGAGCCGUCGGCACCGUCGACUAACACGUUAUACGAGUCGCAAAGUUUGGGGAAUCCCACCAGUUCGAUCGAGAGCACGCCACAUAAGGUGCCGGGCACGCCGAUCAGCGUGGCGAGCGUGAAAAGUAGCGCGGACAGUUACGCUAGCGGGGGCAGCACCAAACAAUUGUUGGCGGUCACCACUAGUAGGGGCGGCGAUAGCGAUGGGGCGGUACAGGUUUAAGGUCUAUUAAUUAAGUGAUUUUUUUUUAAUUGUUACUCGGUAGACAUGAGAUUAGUUUAAGGAAAAAUGAGAUUUUAAUCGACAAAAAUUGACAUAACAUUCCCCCGGUCUUAUGCAAUUUAGUUAUAGUUUUAAAUUUUAUUGUUAAAGCCGAUGAUAGUUUUUAUGUAAUUUUGUAUAUAGAAUAUAAUAGUGAUAUUGUAUGCGUAUUAAAAUAUGUAAUAUAUACUCAAAUAUU